AUGUAUGGUCUGCCCAAAGACCAUAAAGCAGGAGUGCCAUUGAGACCGGUAGUGUCAGCCUGCGAUAGUCCAGUCACCAAUGUCUCCAUCCUCCUAGAGCGAAUACUUAACCAGUGUCUCAAGUUCAUCCCAGCUCACCUCGAGAAUACAGUGGAAGCAUUGGACAGCAUACGCCAGCAUUACCCCGACCUUCAAGCUCCACCCGGAACCAUUGCAGUGACCAUGGAUGUGGUUGCCCUCUAUCCUAGUAUCCCCAUCGUGGACGGUAUUGAGGCAGUUACCAGAGUUCUGCAGCAGCAUGUCAGUGAUAUCGACACGUUUGGCCUGAGUAUUCUACAGAUCAAGGAGCUGCUGUCAUUCGUCCUGAGAUCCAAUUAUUUCCGUUUCGGCUCCAUGACCUACCAUCAGAGAGAGGGCGUAGCCAUGGGUAAUAAUCUGGCACCCCCCUUCGCCAUUAUAUUUAUGUACGACCUCGAAAGGUCACUGUUGCAGUCUGCGCCCGGCGCUCCUGUAUUGUUCAAGAGAUACAUCGACGACAUCAUCAUGCUGUGGGUAUUAGGAUCGGCGCUCCUCUGUCGUUUUAUUCAACACUUCAACGAUGGUAACCCACUGAUCAAAUUUACCCACCAGUCCACAGAAGAAACGGGCUCCAUUGACUUCAUGGACACCACAAUCCAUGUGUCAACAACUGGAGCCAUUUCAUACGAGCUCUUCCGCAAACCAUGUCACAGUGGCUUGGUGGCUGACUACAAAUCCGCCGUUCCAUAUCAACAAAAGUUCUCAAUUGCCUCUUCCGAAUUCCUCCGUGCCUCUCGACUAUCAUCGGAUAAUGAGACGUGCCGGAGGAGUGAAAAGAAGGUCAUCGACGUGCUGAAAUUCAACAAUUUCCCCCAAUCAGUGAUUGACAAGGCCCGGGAACGAGCUGGACGACCGACAGGACCCAAACAGAAAAAGGACUUUCGCACAACACUCAAGCUGCCAUUCAAAACCGAUCACAUCCACAAGAAGGUGCAGUAUCUCAUUCGCAAAUAUCAGCUGAACACCCACAUCAUAUACAAGAAUGCUCGGCUCAGCUCGCGGGUUUGCAGGUCUGCUUUGGACAAGCCCCUAUGCCGCAAAUUCGUUGAUCCACAGCAGCCAAGGAGAAGGGGAAGACCGAAAUCAGCUUGCGUGGCAUGUACAGCAGGGGCAGUGGACUGCACCCGCCGAAACGUGGUAUACCACCUCGAGUGCCGUUGCGGUGAUGACUAUGUGGGUGAAACUGGCCGAAGCGUUGCGACAAGGUCAAGGGAGCACAACGAUAAUGCACGCAACGAGGUCCGAGGGAAGGCGCUGGGUGAGCAUUACCGGAUCUUCCAUGCCGAUGAGCCAUUGUCGCUGGGGCAGACCGGAUUCGCCAACGUCUGUGUGCUUGCGACAGAGCCAGACAGGGCAAGGAGAAGGAUUCGGGAAGCGGUCAAGAUCCGGGACAUGGAGCCUAAUAUCAACACCAGCAGUGGUUGGGAUCUCCUGUGA
Molecule: messenger RNA, 1515 nt
Organism: Sycon ciliatum
Lineage: Eukaryota; Metazoa; Porifera; Calcarea; Leucosolenida; Sycettidae
Exons: 1
Coding region: 1-1515 (504 amino acids)
Source: RefSeq, a predicted model, not a curated record